AUGAGCUACGUUACCCCAUCUACCGUCGUUGGGAAAUUUAUGAGACAACAGGAUCGACUAUCAAGAACAGGAACAGUAUCAACAGCAGCAACAGUAUCAACAGCAGCAACAGUAUCAACAGCAACAAGAGUAUUAACAACAGCAGCAGCAUUAACAACAGUAGUAUCAACAGCAGCAACAGUAUCAACAGUAGUAUCGACAACAGCAGCAACAGUAUCAACAGUAGUAUCGACAGCAGCAACAAGGGUAUCAACAGUUGUAUCGACAACAGCAACAUCAACAGUACCAACAACAGAAUCAAAAGCAGCAACAACAGUGACAAUAUCAACAACAACAGUAUUAUCACUUGGGGGCACUGCGCCAGAUAGAUAUUUUAGGUUGGAGAACAGGUCUUUCCUGGAGAAAGAUUUAGUGAAGGAGAAAGACUUUGCGACGGAAAAAAACUUAGUGAACAAGAUACACUCUAGACAGCCCGCCAGCCUUCACUGUGGCCAGCCCGCCAGCCUUGACUGUGGCCAGCCUGCCAAUCUCGACUGUGGUCAGCCUGCCAGUCUCGACUGUGGCCAGCCCGCCAGCCUCGACUGUGGCCAGCCCGCCAGCCUAGACUGUGGCCAGCCCGCCAGCCUUGACUGUGGCCAGCCCGCCAGCCUAGACUGUGGCCAGCCCGCCAGCCUAGACUGUGGCCAGCCCGCCAGCCUUGACUGUGGCCAGCCCGCCAGCCUAGACUGUGGCCAGCCCGCCAGCCUUGACUGUGGCCAGCCCGCCAGCCUUGACUGUGGCCAGCCCGCCAGCCUUGACUGUGGCCAGCCCGCCAGCCUUGACUGUGGCCAGCCCACCAGCCUUGACUGUGGCCAGCCCACCAGCCUUGACUGUGGCCAGCCCGCCAGCCUAGACUGUGGCCAGCCCGCCAGCCUCGACUGUAGCCAGCCCACCAGCCUUGACUGUGGCCAGCCUACCAGCCUUGACUGUGGCCAGCCUACCAGCCUUGACUGUGGCCAGCCUACCAGCCUAGACUGUGGCCAGCCCGCCAGCCUCGACUGUGGCCAGCCCGCCAGCCUUGACUGUGGCCAGCCCGCCAGCCUUGACUGUGGCCAGCCUACCAGCCUCGACUGUGGCCAGCCCACCAGUCUCGACUGUGGCCAGCCCGCCAGCCUAGACUGUGGCCAGCCCGCCAGCCUAGACUGUGGCCAGCCCGCCAGCCUUGACUGUGGCCAGCCCGCCAGCCUUGACUGUGGCCAGCCCGCCAGCCUUGACUGUGGCCAGCCCGCCAGCCUUGACUGUGGCCAGCCCGCCAGCCUUGACUGUGGCCAGCCCACCAGCCUUGACUGUGGCCAGCCCGCCAGCCUUGACUGUGGCCAGCCCACCAGUCUCGACUGUAGCCAGCCCACCAGCCUCGACUGUGGUCAGCCCGCCAGCCUCGACUGUGGUCAGCCCACCAGCCUUGACUGUGGCCAGCCCACCAGCCUUGACUGUGGCCAGCCCACCAGCCUCGACUGUGGUCAGCCCGCCAGCCUCGACUGUGGUCAGCCCACCAGCCUUGACUGUGGCCAGCCCACCAGCCUCGACUGUGGUCAGUUCAUCAGCCUCGACUGUAGUCAGCCCAUCACCUCGACUGUGGCCAGCCCACCAGCCUUGACUGUGGCCAGCCCCACCAGCCUUGACUGUGGUCAGCCCACCAGCCUCGACUGUGUCAGCCACACCACUGUUGACUGUGGCCAGCCCACCAGCCUUGACUGUGGUCAGCCCACCAGCCUUGACUGUGGUCAGCCCACCAGCCUCGACUGUGGUCAGCCCGCCAGCCUCGACUGUGGUCAGCCCACCAGCCUUGACUGUAGCCAGCCCAUCAGCCUUGACUGUGGCCAGCCCACCAGCCUCGACUGUGGCCAGCCCGCCAGCCUCGACUGUGGCCAGCCCACCAGCCUCGACUGUGGCCAGCCCGCCAGCCUCGACUGUGGCCAGCCCACCAGCCUCGACUGUGGCCAGCCCGCCAGCCUUGACUGUGGCCAGCCCGCCAGCCUCGACUGUGGCCAGCCCGCCAGCCUAGACUGUGGCCAGCCCGCCAGCCUAGACUGUGGCCAGCCCGCCAGCCUAGACUGUGGCCAGCCCGCCAGCCUAGACUGUGGCCAGCCCACCAGCCUUGACUGUGGCCAGCCCAUCAGCCUAGACUGUGGCCAGCCCGCCAGCCUAGACUGUGGCCAGCCCGCCAGCCUUGACUGUGGCCAGCCCGCCAGCUUUGACUGUGGCCAGCCCACCAGCCUUGACUGUGGCCAGCCUUGA
This is a messenger RNA of Procambarus clarkii (red swamp crayfish), 2277 nucleotides long. NCBI's taxonomy places the organism in Eukaryota, Metazoa, Arthropoda, Malacostraca, Decapoda, Cambaridae. The record is from RefSeq and is a predicted model, not a curated record.